CAAGACUAACAAGUAAAAACUAUUCCCUUCUCUCAUUCUUUCUUCACCAUGACUGAUCCUUAUUCCAAUUUCUUCACAGACUGGUUCAAGUCCAAUCGUUUUCACCAUUACCCUAAUUCCAGCUCCACUAACCCUUCUCCUUCUCCUCCUCCCCCUCCUCCUACCUCCUCUUUCUUCUUUUUCCCUCAGUCCGGCGAUCUCCGCCGUCCACCGACGCCACUAACUCCUCCUCCUUCCCCUCCUCUCCGUGAAGCCCUCCCUCUCCUCAGCCUCAGCCCCGCCAACAAACAGCAAGACCACCAUGACCAUCUAAUUCAAGAACCACCUUCAACCUCCAUGGAUGUAGAUUACGAUCAUCACCAUCACCAUCACCACCAAGAUGAUCACAAUCUUGAUGACGAUGACCAUGACGUCACCGUUGCUCUUCACAUAGGCCUUCCAAGCCCUAGUGCUCAAGAGAUGGCCUCUUUGCUCAUGAUGUCUUCUUCUUCCUCUUCCUCGAGGACCACUCAUCAUCAUGAGAUCAUAAACGACAAGAAAGAUCUCGACAACGACUACCCUCAUGGAGCCGCCGGUGGAGGAGAAGAUGACGAUGAAGAUUCAGUGGGCGGCGACGGUGGAUGUAGAAUCAGCAGACUCAACAAGGGUCAAUAUUGGAUCCCUACACCUUCUCAGAUUCUUAUUGGCCCUACUCAGUUCUCAUGUCCUGUUUGCUUCAAAACCUUCAACAGAUACAACAACAUGCAGAUGCAUAUGUGGGGACAUGGAUCACAAUACAGAAAAGGACCCGAAUCUCUGAGGGGAACACAGCCAACCGGAAUGCUGAGGCUUCCGUGCUAUUGCUGCGCACCUGGCUGUCGCAACAACAUUGACCAUCCAAGGGCAAAACCUCUCAAAGACUUCAGAACACUUCAAACACAUUACAAAAGAAAGCAUGGAAUCAAACCCUUCAUGUGUAGGAAAUGUGGUAAGGCUUUCGCAGUACGAGGGGACUGGAGAACACAUGAGAAGAAUUGUGGUAAGCUUUGGUAUUGCAUCUGUGGAUCUGAUUUCAAGCACAAGCGAUCUCUCAAAGAUCACAUCAAGGCUUUUGGAAAUGGCCAUGGAGCUUACGGCAUUGAUGGGUUUGAUGAAGAAGAUGAACCUGCCUCUGAGGUAGAACAGUUAGACAAUGAUCAUGAGUCAAUGCAGUCUAAAUAGCUUUUAUAAAUUAGUAUAAGUACUUCGUAAUUCAGUAUAUAUAUUAAUUCUAAGAGGGCACCUCAAUCUAUGGAGCAAGUUUUGAUGGAGGUAGGGCUUUUCUAAGUAGGAGCUAUAUCAUCUAAUUGAUGAUAGACUAAAAAUCAAAUAAAAAAUGGAAUCAAGAUCACUUGGAAAAGUCUAAAAUUGUAUUUCUAGUCUUAUUGUUAAAUUUAUUACAAGA
Molecule: messenger RNA, 1423 nt
Organism: Eutrema salsugineum
Lineage: Eukaryota; Viridiplantae; Streptophyta; Magnoliopsida; Brassicales; Brassicaceae
Product: zinc finger protein WIP2
Exons: 2
Coding region: 49-1200 (383 amino acids)
Biological process (GO): anatomical structure development; regulation of gene expression
Cellular component (GO): nucleus
Molecular function (GO): DNA-binding transcription factor activity
Source: RefSeq, a predicted model, not a curated record